AUUGGCCAGUCGCCAUCACCAGUUUGCCGUGUUCUAGCGUAGCGUACCGUGUAAUUUUCGUUAGAACUUUGAUAGAAACGUCAAAGUUUUGUUUUUCGGUUUUAGAGAAAGCUAUUUUACAAAUUCUACAGCAAUGCAAUCCACACUACGCAGAACUGUGACAGCUGUGGCCAAGACACCACUGCGAACUAAUGCAGCCAUUUUGGGGGCAUUUAAUUCCCGCUGCUACUCGGCCACACAUGAGGCGGACAUUGUGGUCAUUGGCUCUGGACCCGGUGGCUAUGUUGCUGCCAUCAAAGCGGCCCAGAUGGGCAUGAAGACGGUCAGCGUGGAGAAGGAGCCCACUCUCGGUGGCACCUGCCUGAAUGUUGGCUGCAUUCCAUCGAAGGCUUUGCUAAACAAUUCACACUAUUACCACAUGGCGCACUCCGGAGACUUGGCCAGUCGAGGCAUCAACUGUGGCAGCGUCACGCUUGAUCUUGAGAAGCUGAUGGGACAGAAGACAAAUGCUGUUAAAGCUCUAACCGGAGGCAUUGCAAUGCUGUUCAAGAAGAACAAAGUUACACAACUCACGGGCUUUGGCAGCAUCGUCAGCCCCAAUGAAGUGAAGGUGGCCAAGAGCGACGGCACAACGGACACCGUUAAGACCAAGAACAUAUUGAUCGCCACUGGAUCGGAGGUUACUCCCUUCCCUGGCAUUACUAUCGAUGAGGAGGUCAUUGUGAGCAGCACGGGCGCUUUGAAGCUGCCCCAGGUGCCCAAGCGCAUGGUUGUGAUUGGCGCUGGUGUGAUUGGUCUGGAGCUGGGCUCUGUUUGGUCGCGUCUGGGCGCUGAGGUUACUGCCAUUGAGUUCAUGGACACCAUCGGUGGGGUUGGCAUCGAUAACGAGGUGUCCAAGACCUUCCAGAAGGUGCUCGUUAAGCAGGGACUCAAAUUUAAGCUUGGUACCAAAGUAAUGGGCGCCACUCGAAACGGCAACACUGUCAGCGUCUCCGUGGAGAACGCCAAAUCGGGUGAAAAGGAGCAGAUCGAAUGCGACACGUUGUUGGUGUGUGUGGGACGCCGGCCCUACACUGAGGGGCUUGGAUUGGAGGCUGUAGGUAUUGUGAAGGACGAUCGUGGUCGCAUUCCCGUCAAUGCCAAGUUCCAGACGGUGGUACCGAGCAUCUACGCCAUCGGAGAUUGCAUUCACGGCCCAAUGUUGGCCCACAAGGCCGAGGAUGAGGGCCUAAUCACCAUCGAGGGCAUUCAGGGUGGACCAGUGCACAUUGAUUACAACUGCGUACCCAGCGUGGUGUACACACAUCCCGAGGUGGCGUGGGUGGGCAAAUCUGAGGAGGCGCUCAAGCAGGAGGGCGUUGCCUAUAAAAUUGGCAAGUUCCCCUUCCUGGCGAAUUCGCGUGCGAAGACGAACAAUGAGACCGAUGGCUUCGUCAAGGUGCUCGCCGAUAAGGCAACGGACCGCGUUCUGGGCACCCAUAUCAUUGGCCCGGGUGCCGGCGAGCUGAUCAAUGAGGCCGUACUGGCCAUGGAGUAUGGCGCUUCCGCGGAAGAUAUUGCCCGUGUCUGUCACGCACAUCCAACUUGCGCUGAAGCUUUACGCGAGGCAAAUGUUGCGGCCGCUUUUGGAAAGCCAAUCAACUUUUAAUGAGAACCCCAUUUUAGUGUACUGAUUUGAAAUUGGAAAUGCUAAUAUCUCCGCUUAUAUGAAAUUCUCAAUGUGCAACUGUAACGAAACAUGUCCGAUCAAUAUAUAUUGCCAAUUGCAAUGCAAUGUA
This is a messenger RNA of Drosophila arizonae, 1778 nucleotides long. RefSeq names its product dihydrolipoyl dehydrogenase, mitochondrial. Lineage: Eukaryota; Metazoa; Arthropoda; Insecta; Diptera; Drosophilidae. Gene Ontology annotation, molecular function: flavin adenine dinucleotide binding; dihydrolipoyl dehydrogenase (NADH) activity. Gene Ontology annotation, biological process: pyruvate metabolic process; 2-oxoglutarate metabolic process. Gene Ontology annotation, cellular component: oxoglutarate dehydrogenase complex; mitochondrion. The record is from RefSeq and is a predicted model, not a curated record.